CGGGUCCUUACAAAAAUGCCUGAAUGCAGGAAACGGAGCUCGUUGCUAAGCUCCAUUUCGGGACUUGACGUUGUAAACGCCCUCGAAGACGUAUCUGCAUUGACGUUUGAAAAAGUAGAAGUAGACCGUGAAGAAGGUCGCGGGUUUAGACCUUGGCUGCGUCUUUAUGAAACGAAUUUGCAUUCGGUGGCGGACAUCAGUCGCGAUUUUUCUCCCGUACGCAUGAGUAUCCCGCACUUACCCUGCAACAUUCACGUACACUCACGGACACACACGCGCAAUCCAUGCCGUUGCACGUGUCGUCGUGUCAGGUAUCGGCUGGUGUACCUGACGGCCGGUUACCUUACAAUACCGAGUGUCUUAACCCAAUUCUCGCGAUCGACGCGAGGGGUUGCAAGCGCAUUAUUGGCGAACCGGUGGGACGAUCAGACCAGUAUCGCGGAGACGAUUGGCUCACGCGACCACCCCACCAUGCCCAGAGAUCGGCUGACUCAACUGACCGGCGUAUAUCGUCAUACAGAUACCUCGGGUCACGUGAUGAAAUUUAUGGCGAUUUUUAAAAAUCCCGCGCGGUAUAUAAGGCUCCCGAGUCACCGAAACAACCAUAAGUUCACUUACUUCCGAGAAGUAACGAGCAAUCCUCAACCAAUCAACAUGUUCAAGUUGGCUGUCUUCGCUGCCGUCCUGGCUGUCGCCUUUGCCGCCCCCGGUGGUCUCACCGGCGUUGCCGUCAAUCUCGACCACGGCGGUCCAAUCCUUGCCCCGCGAGUCUUGGCUGCUGCCCCGGUGGUCUCCGCGCACGUGAUUGCCCAGCCCAUUGCUCCCAUUGUCCACAGCCCUCCUGUCGUCACCAAGACCGUUUUGACCGGACACGGUAUCGGACUCGGCGGUCUCGCUCUGCAUGGUUAGACUAGGAACACCAGCGUAAACUCACCACCACCACCACCACCGCCACCACCACCGACGACGCGGCUCUAGAAGAAAAAAUAAUACACGUCCCCUACUUCUUCGUAAAUCGACCUCGUAAUGCGAAGGAAAGAUCAUAAUUUGAAAACGACAAAUUUUGCACGCAGUCGUUUUACCAUCUUCGAUUUCGGCGCUUCAACAUGUAUCGCCGUUCUCCACGUGUGAGAACCAUCAGGCCUAUCAUCGACUGAGGGAGAGCGGCAUCUAAAAAAGAUCCAAACACACUGGCGCUGGAUUGAUCAACCCCCCCC
Molecule: messenger RNA, 1217 nt
Organism: Solenopsis invicta (red fire ant)
Lineage: Eukaryota; Metazoa; Arthropoda; Insecta; Hymenoptera; Formicidae
Exons: 2
Coding region: 16-909 (297 amino acids)
Source: RefSeq, a predicted model, not a curated record